Orbilia oligospora ATCC 24927 is the source of this 1635-nucleotide messenger RNA. RefSeq lists its product as uncharacterized. Lineage: Eukaryota; Fungi; Ascomycota; Orbiliomycetes; Orbiliales; Orbiliaceae. The transcript has 4 exons. Gene Ontology annotation, molecular function: protein binding. The record is from RefSeq and is a predicted model, not a curated record. The coding region runs from base 1 to 1635 and encodes 544 amino acids.
AUGGGGCACAUAAACAGAGAUUUUUUUACGCUGGACCUCUCGAAGGACUUCGUCGUCGCAGAUACACCUUUCGUCGGCCUUCCCGUCCCACCGAUACCAGGUCCUGCGAAGGUGUUACAGGGGUCAUUUUGGGUAAAUGAAGCCGAGUCGAAAUUUACAUUCUAUGGGGGAUCCUUUAGCCCAAAUCCACAGAAUAGAACGGAUAUCGUCGAGCCACUUAGUUUUUGGAGCUAUCACCCACUUACGUCGACAUGGGGCGAGGAGGAAGCUCGCGGAAAUUCGGUUCUACGGGCUUCUCGUGGUGCUUCCACUUACUACAAGGAUAUUGGAUAUUAUCGCGGUGGGCAGGUUGACAACUCUACCACUCCAAACUGGCCAGGCGGAGACGCUGAAGCAGUAAUCCUUUCCGGGAUGCUCAAAAUUGACCUUGCGACGACUACAAUUACCAAUGAGACACGGGCGUUGGGAUACGAUGUUUUCAAAUUUGAAAUUCCUGGGUUGCGGUAUCGAGAUGGGAAUUUGAUUCCGAUUACUUUUAAUAAUAAAGAUUAUCUUAUCAACUUCGCAGGCGGAGGCCAAAAAGGAAAUGGUCUUCCACUAGGAGAUGUGUACGUCUACGAUAUUGAGCGAUCGUCAUGGUAUCGACAACCUACUUCUGGGGGGCCGCCCAAAAACACACGUGGGGGCUGUGCAGUGGCUAAUUAUGCUCCGGAUAACUCAUCGAUCCAAAUAAUAUUCUAUGGUGGUAUCAGUUAUAACUUAGGGUUGGGAGACUUUGAGGCGGUCGAUAGUAUGUGGAUACUGACAAUACCCGGGUUUGAAUGGGUUCCCGUCGACCCUAGAAAUAAACCACAAGGACCUGGUACAAGACAAGACCAUACGUGCCACGUCCGCGGUUCACAGAUGCUCCUCGUGGGCGGACGAAAUGAUUCCAGUAUCUGUGAAGGAUCUGGAAUGUGGGUUUUCGACACGUCGAAAUUAGAAUGGCAGGCCUCAUAUGUGGCCAAUAUCCCCUACGCUGUGCCUACAAUAAUAUCGAGUGUAAUUGGUGGGAGUUCCAACGGAGGUGCAUCGUGGGACGGCCUGCCUAAAGUAGCACCCCCAGAUACCGAUUCGCCCUUUUUUGACAUAACUGGGAGCAAAGCCUCCGGUAAAAAGCCUCCUUCGGCUGGUGUAAUUGCUGGCAGUGUAAUUGGGGGUUUAGUAGGAAUUGGGCUUAUCGGUCUCGUCAUAUGGUAUUUUUAUAGACGCCAUAGAGAGCAAAAGCUAGACGAAGCUCCGCUUCCGCCGCAGAUAGAAGACCAAGGGCUUGACCCGGCGAAGACUGUAUACGGUGGACCACCCCCCAACGAAAUAUCUGAACUUGGAAGUCCAGUGCCCUCAUCACUAGCGCCGAGAUACAGCACUUUGAGUGGAUAUAAUGAACCCGCACAACUACACGGGGACUCUGCAUUUCCAGUCGAGUUAUACAGUCCGCCUUUAGGUCAUGAGUUGUCGUCAGAAUCAAGAGGGGUUUAUGAAGUACAAAGUAAGAACACGAUAGGGAGUGAUGGCGAUGCAACAAAUGAAGGAGGUUCAGCGGCAUAUGAACCGCUCCCAGAGGCGCCAGUACCACCCCCAGUUGGAAGAAACUAG